Molecule: messenger RNA, 2125 nt
Organism: Dromiciops gliroides (monito del monte)
Lineage: Eukaryota; Metazoa; Chordata; Mammalia; Microbiotheria; Microbiotheriidae
Gene: MOGAT3
Product: monoacylglycerol O-acyltransferase 3
Exons: 8
Coding region: 204-1187 (327 amino acids)
Biological process (GO): triglyceride biosynthetic process
Cellular component (GO): endoplasmic reticulum membrane
Molecular function (GO): diacylglycerol O-acyltransferase activity
Source: RefSeq, a predicted model, not a curated record
GGUCCUCAAGGGUCGAGAAAAACGGAGCUGGCAGCAAGUAGAAGAUCCCUCCUACCCUUGGUCCUCAGUAAGGACCCAGCUCCCUCGCUAAACACCUCCCUUUCUGGAUCCUUGUCCCCCCAAUGUUCUACCUGCCACGGCUGACUGCUUUCUGUUUUGCUCCGUGACUAACCAGAAAGGUUUGACUUUCACCGUCUCCCACCAUGAAGACCCUGAAGAAGCAGAGAAUAGAAAUCGUCAGUGUUUAUCAAUUUGUACUCACCUUUCUCUUCAUGGGCCUCUUCUUCUCCCUUCUCCUCCUCUUUCUCCUCUUCACGCCGUUUUGGUUCCUCUCCGUUCUCUACUUGGUGUGGCUUUAUGUGGACUGGGACACACCAGACAGAGGCGGUCGGCGCUUUGAGUGCGUGAGAAACUGGAAGGUUUGGGAACAUUUUAGAGAUUACUAUCCCAUCAAGCUGGUGAAGACAGCAGAACUGCCCCCUGACAAAAACUAUGUGCUGGGCUCACACCCCCAUGGGAUCAUAUGCGCUGGAACUUUUUGUAAUUUUGCCACCGAAAGCAAUGGUUUUUCACGUCAAUUCCCUGGUCUUCGACCUUUCCUGGCUGGACUGGCUGGCCUUUUUCGACUGCCGGUAUACCGGGACUACCUCAUGAGCUGUGGGCUUUGCCCAGUGAGCCGUCAGAGCCUGGACUUCUUGCUGUCGGGGCCCCAGCUUGGCCAUGCUGUGGUCAUCUUGGUCGGGGGCGCUAAUGAGUCACUGUACGGGGUCCCUGGAGAACAUUGCCUUACACUACUUAAGCGCAAGGGCUUCGUGCGCUUGGCGCUGAGGCAUGGGGCCUCCCUGGUUCCUGUAUACUCCUUUGGGGAGAAUGAAAUCUUCACACAAACAUCAUUCGGGAUAGGGUCCUGGCAGAGGGCUUUGCAGGUAGCCUUCAAGAAACUCACAGGCUUUGCUCCCUGCAUAUUCUGGGGCCGGGGUCUCCUCUUCCCCUGGGGACUGCUACCCUUCCCUGUGCCUAUUACCACUGUUGUUGGCCGCCCCAUCCCAGUUCCCUAUCGCCCUAAUCCCAGCCAAGAAGAGGUCAACCAGUAUCACAAGCUCUACAUGGAGGCUUUGGAACAGAUGUUUGAGGAACAUAAAGAAAGCUGUGGAGUCUCUCCUUCCACCCAUCUCACUUUUGUCUAAGGGUCUGCCCCUGUGUCACCACCACCGCUACCCCUACACUAUGCAUUUCCCUUUCCUAGCCCUAGCUCUAGCCCUUUGCAGGUGUGACCCUGGGAAGUGGAUUUCUAUCUGCUCUUGCUUGGAAAACAUGCCCUCUCCCUCUAAUAAAUACUCUUCCCUCCCUAUGGUCACAUGGGGGAAUAAGUCAAGUAUGGAAUGAGCACCUACUAUGUAACUACUCUAGCUGUGCUUGGUCUAGCUAGAACAUGGGAGUACCAUCUGCCCAGGAGCUAAGAGGCAAUCAGAAAGCUCUAUAGAAAAUGGUGUGAAAUUAAUUGAGUGCUAAACUUGGGGAGGGGGGCAGUGUCAGUGAAAAUUAGAGCAGUCAAGAAAGCCUUCUUGACUUGAGCUGGCACUUGAGCUGGACUUCGAUGGAGUUAGGUGGGUAGGAUCUGGCUGCUCAAAGACUUUCCAAGAUUUAGGUGGGGCUAGGGUAGAGGGAGGAGGGGAAGAAUAUAAACUUUUGUUGGCAGGAGUGAACAUUGUUAGCUUUGUUGACCCCUAGGGUGUAGCAAGGAAAUAAAGUUGGUUGUGUAGGGUGGGGUCAGAUUACUUACCUGGCUAGAGGAAAAGGGAAGAGACUGGCUAUUCUGAAUUUGUCUCUUCCCUUGGAUGAGGCAUUAGAAAUUCUUUGGAAAGGUAGAUGGAACAGGGAUUUAUUUGUUCCUAGAAUUGUAGAAUGAUAACAUUAGAAAGGAUCUUAGAGAAAAUCCAGGCUAGCUCUCUCAUUUUGCAGAUUUGUUUAGCCUGGCAUUUGAGAGUCUGUCUGACAGUUAAAACCUUUUCAGCCUUAUCCUUUCUGUCCUAUACACAACUGUACAUUUCAGCCAAACUAAAUUGUGUAUUCAAUAAAAUUUUUAUUCAGUUGAUUUUAUUACCCCACUAUGGUUCUAAGGUCC